AUGAAGGAGCCUGAGGAUGCAAGAGAGAAAGACAGAGCCUCAAAUCGGAGAAGGAAUGAUGACAACAACAAAGGAAGGUUUCCACGGGCGCAAAACUCGAGAAAUAAUUUUACUAGCAAUGGAGGGAAGAAGAAUGCGGGUCAGAUGAAUUUCCAGAUUCAGGUAUGUCCGAAAUGCAAGAAAAAUCACGCUGGAGAAUGCUCGGCAGAAAGAGGUGUGUGCUUUAAGUGUGGGAAGCCUGGACAUAUGUUGAGGAAUUGUCCUCAAAAUCAAGGUCAGAAUUCAUCAAACCAACCUACAACAAGAGGAAGAGUUUUCACCCCAAGUGAUCAGGAAGCGGCUCAAGCUUCAAACCUGGUUCAAGGUACGGGCUUAAUACAAGAUUCUUUUAUAACUGUACUUUUUGAUUCUGGGGCUACUCAUUCUUUUAUAUCCUUAUCUUAUGCUCAAAAGUUAAAAUUACCAAUCUUCAUUUUACCUUCUUAUCUUGAAAUCUUUCUUCCUACUGGAGAAAAGAUAAUCACAUCUCAUGUCAGUAGAAAUUGUCAUUUUCAACUAGAAGGGAAAUUGUUUGAGCUAGAUUUAGUUUGUUUGCCUAUGAUUGAUAUAGAUGUGAUUCUUGGUAUGAAUUGGUUGUCUGCUAAUUGUGUGGUCAUUGAUUGUCAUAAUAAAAGUAUAAUUUUCACAAAAGAGUCAGAACUUUCCAGUGAAUCUUUAUUCUUGUCAACUUCCCAACUUAGGAAGAGUUUGUUAGAUAGAGCACAAGGAUAUGUUCUCUUUAAUCUUUUAGAAGCAAAGGUUAAAUCUGAUACAGCCAGUGUCCCUAUUGUCUCUGAAUACUCGGAGGUUUUUUCUGAUGAAAUUCAAGGUUUGCCCCCAAACAGAGAAAUUGAAUUCUCCAUUGACCUAAUACCUGGAGUAGGGUCAAUUUCUAUUGCACCCUAUAGGAUGUCACCUAUAAAGCUUGUUGAACUAAAAAAACAAUUAGAGGAACUUCUAUCAAAGUGUGUCACCUUGAGGAGCACCAGUGCUCUUUGUCAAGAAAAAAGAUGGAAGUACGAGGUUGUGUGUGGAUUAUAG
Gastrolobium bilobum is the source of this 1080-nucleotide messenger RNA. RefSeq lists its product as uncharacterized. The record is from RefSeq and is a predicted model, not a curated record. NCBI's taxonomy places the organism in Eukaryota, Viridiplantae, Streptophyta, Magnoliopsida, Fabales, Fabaceae. Gene Ontology annotation, molecular function: nucleic acid binding; zinc ion binding; aspartic-type endopeptidase activity. Gene Ontology annotation, biological process: proteolysis. Bases 1 to 1080 code for a protein of 359 amino acids. The transcript has a single exon.